Messenger RNA from Lodderomyces margitis, 3174 nucleotides. RefSeq lists its product as uncharacterized. Gene Ontology annotation, molecular function: protein binding. The transcript has a single exon. Lineage: Eukaryota; Fungi; Ascomycota; Pichiomycetes; Serinales; Debaryomycetaceae. Bases 1 to 3174 code for a protein of 1057 amino acids. The record is from RefSeq and is a predicted model, not a curated record.
AUGUUAAUUGAAAACUCGGAGAACGAAAAGUAUGUCAAAGCCAUCAAUUUUGGUUGUUACCCAAAAAAUGUAUUAAAAUUUCAAGACAGUCAAGACUUGUUUCAACAAUUGGUGUUUAUAGACUACCAGUUGAAGUUACUAGUACAAAAUGAGUUUUAUGGCGAAGAGUUAUCAUCAGUACAAGAUAUAGUCUCCUCGAAUGAUGGAACUUACUCACCAAAGGAAAAAUUAGCUCAAUUGAUAAACUACACAUCCUCAAUCAACUCAAAUUAUCACAAGUCAACAAGAAGCUAUGAAAGUAAUUUAUAUUACACGGUAUUGAUGGCUCAUUUACUAUUUCUUGAUGGAAAUAUUCGUGAAAUGAACAAAUUGCUCACAUCAAUCAAAGUGACUUUUCAAGUGAGCAAAAAUCUUAAUGUGUCUACUAGUGUCUUUGAAUUUAUUCAGUAUUUGACAGCUAGAUACUACGUCUUACUAGGGUUGAGUAAUCAGAAUGGGUUAUCAAUCUGGACUGAUUAUUUAAAUUAUUAUACGAAACCAUUUUCUAAAUCUCAAGUGGCCGCAAAUCACUGGUUGGACUUGUUACUUGGUAAUGUUGCUAUUGUAUUAACUAAAAAUCGUACUAUUCAGUUAUCAUUUGGCAACCAAUUGACCAAAUUACCAUUUUUCAAAAAUAAAGUGGCGAUUAUCGCCUUAGCUAAUUUUCUUUUACGCCCAGAAAGUGCUAAACUCAUUAAUAGAAACUUUAAACUGGAAUAUACUGAGUUCUUGGUGGUUGAUAUCAAUGAAUGCAUUCACCUGAGAGUUCAAUUUCCGGAUGCCAGUGAUGAAAAUACUCAAGUUAAUGACUUUACCAACAACUUGUACGAAUCAUUGAGUUAUGUGCCAUUCAACUUGGCCAUUUUCAAGCCGUCAUUGUCAAAAGAAUUCUUGGUUGAUGCUAUGAAAAAGACAUAUCAAAGUAGAAUUGUCAUUUCUAAUUUUAUUUACACAUUGAUUGACUUAAAUGAGUACGAUGAAGCCUUGGCUGCAUUCAAUACAUAUAUUGACUACUUGGAAAAAGACCAAGAGUUAAAAGGUGGUCACGUUGAGGACAUUUUAGCCAUUAUUGACACAUUCAGUACUUGUAUCAUUCAUUUCAAUCCACUCAAGUCAUUUAAAUCUAAUCCAAAAUUCAAAUUCACCGACGAACCUAUUGUUUUGCAACAAUUACAUAGAUAUGUUAAACAGUUGCAAGAUUAUAUGGCGAAAUUUGACGAUUUGAUUGAUUUGAGUUAUGAUGAUGAAAAUUAUGCUGGUGAUAGAAACCCACUUUCAUUUUUGUACCGCAAAUACAAUUUAAAUGUGUUGCAAUCAGACCAUUCUCAAUUUAUCGAAUUGAUUUCAAAAGCAUGGCACUCAAUCGGUUACUACCACUACUACUUGUCAUCGUGCGAAUCAACUAAUCAAAAAAUUCUUGAUGGCCAUGUGGCACAAGUGUUGAAGAAUUACAAAAACUCAUUGAUUGUCAAUUCAACUGGUAAUGUAGUUUACUUGUUCCAUUACGCAUUAGCCUUGGCAAAUGUUGGACAAUUGAAACCUUCAUUAAAGUUGUGUAAAUUUAUUUUGAAACGGUACCCCGAAUCGUUCAAAACGUGGAAUCUUUUGGUGUUGUUGAUUACAUCAUUCAACAAUAAUGACGACGAUGCCAAUAAACCAGCAAGUUUCAAUGAUAAUAUACUACCUGAAAAUUUACUUAAUGAUGUUAGUAAGGCAAAUGGUGAUAUAAACGGGAUUGACCAACAAGUUGAUAGUGGCUAUAUGCCACCAAAGUUGGAGAUUAGAGAACCUGAGAAAUUCAUCAACAAGGCGUUAAAUAUUUCCGGAUUGUACAUCUUAAAGCACAAGGAAAGAGACAUUAGAUUGUCUACUGAUGCCAAAUACGAAAUCAUGCAAUUGAAAUUGACUCAAUUGGCAGUAUUGGAAUCGAUCCAUGGAUCACAAUAUAUGAUGGAUUUCAUCUCGGAGGUAUUUGUGUUGUAUCAUGAACUUUUCGAAGUCUCAUUUGAUACAUCUAACAACGGUGCCGGCUUUGCUUCAUCACGAAACUUUGGUGCUAAUGAAAAAUGGUCACACAGACCAAGCUUUAUUGACGCUGCUGAGCUACAAAAUGUUGGGUCAACACGAGCACCACCAGCACGAGCUAGCUCUCCAACCAAUGCCGCUUACUCUGUCUCCCACACACUGGCAAAGACUAACCCAAUAGCUAUGCAAAACGGCUCCGUUAUUAACGAAUCCAAUGGCUCAAAUGUGAAACGGAGCCACACGGUUGAUCGAUUAAGAAGACUUUCGAAAUUGCCCAAGUCACUUCCCAAUCCAAUGUCGAGACCCGACUCGACAGCAAGAAGGGGCUCGGUUGUGUCGCAGUCAUCGUUAAAGACAAGUAGUAGUGGUGGAGGUCCUGGAUCACGUAUUAAGAAGCCCGAGUUUUUUAAAAACGGCAAUGAUCUGAGAAAUGGCGUACAAGAAAAGCCAUUGUCGCCAUCGCCUUCCCGUACCGGUUUACUGCCAUCAAACGCUGCUUCUGUGGCAGCACCAGCCCCAGUGAAGCGUUCUAUCCCUUCAGCACACCGCACUACUCCAAGGGAUAACAUUCUUGAACGUAAAUUGCUUCAAGAGUUGUGGCUCUGGACAGCACGCGUGUUUUUGAAGAAUGAUUUAUACGAUGAGUGUGAACAAUGUAUCGCUGAAGCUGAGUCCAUUUACGAACCCAAUAUCAAGACAUUUAUAGCUACGGGACAAUUGAGUUCCAAGACCAAGAAAUUCUUAUCAUUGCAAGAAUAUGAACGGACAUUGGAAAUUUUGCAAUGCAGUGAUAAAUACAGUAGAAUUGAAUUUGGUUAUGCCAUCUUGGGAUUGGCAAAAUUGUUUCUUAUUGAUGAUGUGUCGACCAAGAGUUUAUUCAUUUCGACAAAGGAUAUGGAUGCGGCAAUCAUUAGAUUGAAGAAUAUGUUAGAACAGUAUUCUUUGAGUUGGCCAGUGGGAGCCAACAAUUGUGAAGUUUGGUUUUAUUUGAGUAAGAUUUAUGAAAUCAUUGAUGAUAAGAUUUUGUUGACGAGGAGUUUAUGGAAAUGUGUGGAGUUAGAGGAUAGCAGGCCCGCUAGAAGUUUUGAAGUUUGUAAUUCAAAUAUGUAG